This is a messenger RNA of Diabrotica virgifera virgifera (western corn rootworm), 11298 nucleotides long. It is a transcript of the gene Snap25, whose product is annotated as synaptosomal-associated protein 25. Lineage: Eukaryota; Metazoa; Arthropoda; Insecta; Coleoptera; Chrysomelidae. Gene Ontology annotation, biological process: synaptic vesicle fusion to presynaptic active zone membrane; exocytosis; synaptic vesicle priming. Gene Ontology annotation, molecular function: SNAP receptor activity; syntaxin binding. Bases 206 to 841 code for a protein of 211 amino acids. The transcript is spliced from 7 exons. Gene Ontology annotation, cellular component: SNARE complex; plasma membrane. The record is from RefSeq and is a predicted model, not a curated record.
CCAAUUAUACAUCAGCAGUUAUGUUACAGUAGUUGCGAGGGUCCGGCUGGUUUGUUAUUUGAUUAAGUGGUUAUUGACGUUAGAAGGGAAAUUUCUAAAUUAAUCCCUGACAUUCGGAUUGUUAAGUGUGUUAUGUGAUAACUCCAAGUUACUAGUGAAUCUGUUCUAUUUCUUCUCCGUGCUCCACCCUCUUUAGUCCGAAAAAAUGCCUGCGCCUGCUGCUGCUGAAAAUGGAGCGCCCAGGACGGAACUGCAAGAGCUCCAGCUCAAAGCUGGGCAAGUUACAGAUGAGUCCCUGGAAAGCACAAGGCGUAUGUUGGCUCUCUGCGAAGAGAGUCACGAAGUUGGCAUGAAGACCCUGGUCAUGCUGGAUGAACAGGGCGAACAAUUGGACCGGAUCGAGGAUGGAAUGGACCAGAUCAACACCGAUAUGCGAGAGGCUGAAAAGAAUUUGACUGGAAUGGAAAAAUGCUGUGGCCUUUGUGUGUUACCAUGUCAAAAGGGCUCAUCGUUCAAAGAAGACGAAGGAACGUGGAAGGGCAACGACGACGGAAAAGUCGUCAACAACCAACCCCAACGAAUGAUGGACGAUCGGAACGGAAUGGGCCCUCAAGGCGGAUACAUCGGCAGGAUCACGAACGACGCGCGAGAGGACGAAAUGGAAGAAAACGUCGGCCAAGUCAACACCAUGAUCGGUAAUCUGCGUAACAUGGCUAUCGAUAUGGGUUCGGAGUUGGAAAAUCAAAAUAGGCAAAUCGAUCGUAUCAAUCUCAAGGGUGAAAGCAACGAAACUCGCAUUGCAGUCGCCAACCAGCGUGCCAACAAACUACUUAAGUCCUAAACAGAGAGGGAGUGGUGGGGGAUGAUACAAGUCGUCUUUUAUACUUCUUUCUCAAUUCUAGGUGUUAUUCGGCUUGAUCAAAUAAUAGUUUGCACUUAUAUUUCAUCUAGUAUUAUAUCCGUAUGUGAGAUAUGGCGCAAGAUGUGUGGUAAAAUGAGAAUACAUCGCUGGAUCUAGAAUUUGUUGUACUGGAUCGGGACUGAUGAGCGAGAGAUAGACUUUAAGAUGCUAAUGUAACUUAUACUCUUCAAUAUCAUUGUAUACAUGUAUAUACACCAUUAAAAAAUAUACUGGGUUGCUGAAAACAUUUGAUUUUAAUAUAAAUUGUAGUAAAUUACCCAAGAGACAUAAAUUUGACUGAUCUAUCACAAAGAAUGUUGCCAACAUUAACCUGGUAAAAAAAAAUUCCCUAAAACUGCUGUCACAGUUUUCGAACACGAAUUUUCUAGGAUAUUUGUGUUAUUUGGUUAUUAAAAACAAAAUGAUAUAUUUAGCAAGUAAUAAGAGUUGAAGCCAACGAGUACAUUAGAUGGUGAUGUAAAGUAAAUAAAAAUCACACAAAAUUGCAGAUUGUUUACAAGGGAUUCUAAGAUUCUUAAAAAUUACAAACAUGAAGUAUAAAGAGAAGAAAUAAAUAACAAAGAACAUAACGUGGACAAUAAAGGAAAGCUGUAUACUGGUUGAUGAAUCGUCAAUCGGGCCAUAGGAAACUUGAUGGGAAAUUCUAAAUUAUUUAUUUCAUGUUUCCCUAACUAUUUUACAUCAAAAGUCAUGAGAUACUAUUUGUGAAGGACCUAAAUCUGUAUUGAAAACACAUGUUAAAAUUGUUCUUCGAAUUAAACACAGAUUGCAAAAAUGUAAUACAUUUGCCAGAGUUAGGCCACACGUAAAGCAAUGUGUAUAACGGGUUGCGUUCUUAUGCUAAAUAAAGCACUGACAGUGCGCGCACUAUUGUCUGAGUAAAACAUCUUCAUUAUUGCUAUUUUCCCCUCAAGUGAGUUCAUUUUAUAAAAUAAAAAUAUUGAAAAUAGAAAUUAAUAUUGUUAAUAUCUUAAUUCAUUGUGAGCAAGCGCAACCCAUUAUACACAUUCUGCAGUGCGUGUGGCCUAACUUUGACAAUAAUACUCUGGCAAAUGUUUUAUAUUUUUGCAAAAUUUUGGAAUGUUUUUAAUUCGUAGAACAAUUUUAACAUUUGUUUUCAAUAUGGAUUUCAGUACUGUACAAAUAGUAUCUCAUGACUUUUGAUGUCAAAUAAUUAGGGAAGUACGAAUUCAACCGAACUCAGAUUCACCACCUAAGAGAUAUCAUACACAGUGUCCUCGUUUUUAUUACUCGAUUUUAAAACCGGAUUCUCUGACAAUCGUGAUAACCUGAAAUAUGUAGUCAUGACGUCACAUAUUUACGACCCAUUAACGUGCUUUUUAUUGGCGGGAAGCCAGCGUAUUAUAUAUUCAAGGUGGAUUUACCUUCUAGAGACUAUUUAUUUAUUAUGACUGAAAAUACGUGUCUAUACUUACAAACAAAAUCAAGCCAUGUUAGAAUCGAAUAAAAAAUUCCAGUAUAUUUCAUUAAUGGUGUUGUAUUAGGUUUGUUCCAACACAACGAAAAACCGCCAUGUAACGAUCACGUUACUGUAAAAUAAUACGUUCCAUGGGUUAUUUUGUUUACUGGGCAGGACGGUGAUCGUUACAUGGCGGUUUUUCGUUGUGUUGGAACAAACCUAUUGUCGUAUAGUUUCAUUUUAUGGAUACGAAAUUAUCGAUAGUACAGUUGAUAAUCGAUAUUUGACAAUCGAGAAGCAUCGAUAUAUUUUAAGCGCUUUAUUCAAUCACAAAGACAAACGUUAAUAGGUUUGUUCCAACCCGUCAUAUUACCGUUCUUGAAUCGUUACGCGCAUGCACAAUAACGUAAAAUUAUGCGCAGUAACACAUUUUUCGUUACUACAAACCUCAUAUAACACGUAUGUCCAGAACUUAUAGCCAGAGAUAAGAUUUGUGCUUAAUAACUCAAAUAGCUAUCGGAACCAGAGUUGAAACUUAAAUUCCUAGUUGUACACUGAUCCUUAUCUAGGUUGCUAAAAUCGUGAUUAAAUAUUUAAUGCAAUAAAUAAUAGCACGAUUUAUCUACUAGAAUUGUCGAUUCUUUCGUAUCUAAUUCAUAUUCAUUGAAAACCUCAUUUUUACUGUGAUAUCUACUUCUUCCAUUCAUUUUUACUUAUGUUAAGUGUAUCUACUAAAAGAAGAAACGAAUAUGUUCAUAAAUAUGUAAGUACUUGCGUUAAUUUUGGGAAAAACAAAAUUUUUUCACAGAUAAAAAUAAAACUUUGGUAUCAUGUAUGGAAACCAAGAUAUAGAUGAAUAAUGCUUUGUUUCACAAGACUGAUGUUUAAUACUGUUUAAUUAAGUAUUUUUAAAUGCAAGUAUAAACGUAUUUGUGAAUGUUCUUUUCAAUAUAAUGACUCUUCAUCGAUUUUACGAAAAAUGUGUACCUGAGAUCCCAAUACCAGUACAACAACUUUAAGUCCAGUGUCUUCCUGGUAAUUUUACUUAGUACCAAUACAAUUUUUAUACUUCUUUGCACAAACUGUUGCUUUUACCACAUUUCUUUAAACACACGAUCGAGACCGUUUCAAAUAUUUGUUCAAUAUUUCAAACGUUGCAUGUUAUGUCCAGAUUUUGCGAAAAUUUAUUCAAGGAUAAGUAAUGGCUUUAUAUUAAAAAUGUUUUUGAUACGAUUAUUAGCCAGGCUUUUUUACUUAGCUGAUCCUUGUUUAACUUUUUCAUAAAUUUUACUUCACUGUAAAUGUAGUCAUAAUAUCCCUGUAAUAAAAGUGGUAUCAUUGAACGUACAUUGGUCAAACGUAGCAAUAGCUGAAUAACUUUAAAGAAAUCAAUAAUCCUUACGUGAAAUUUCGCAUAGAACAUAACAGUUGAUGUGAAAUACAAGAGAUAACUAAAAGAGGAUUGCUUCAAGACAAAGUAGUAUUACUGAACGUACUUAGUGAAACACAGCAAUUACUUAACAAAUAUCAGAAUAGGGCUUUUCAUUCACAGUCAUUUGUUUCGAGCUUCUGUCAAAUGUCGUAUAAUCUGUGUAUAGUAAUAUUAUACACAGGCUAUACAACAUAUGACAGAAGCUCGAAACAAAUGACAAUCGAUGAAAAGCCCUAUACGUGUAAUGUGAUAUUUGACGUAGUACGUGAAAUUUCGCGUAGAACGUGACAGUUGACAUGAAAUGCCACAUUCCGUGAUAGGAAACAAACGUAUUGUUUGACACUCAAAGACGUAUUUAAAAAGUAGACCCGAAAAUAUGAGUAGGGCUAAAAUUCAUGAGAUAUCGUUCUCAUAAUUACUAAGAAUGUAGAACCUUAAUAAGUUACAUAAUUCAAAAUGUAGACUACUUCCUUAUUAGAACAAGAUGGGAGACUUCAAGCUUGACACGUCCUUAAAAGUUCAGUCGGUAAGAGAAAAUAUAAGUAAGAGAACAACAAAUCACCUAUGAACUAAAUAGAACUGCGAAAGAUGAAAGAAUCAAGUCGAAAAUUAACAUAAAACUGUACAGAUUAGUCAAAUGGGAGGUAUCACAAAGUGACAGAACUUUAGGAAGACCUUGCGCAAUGUACCAGCUGUACUUCCUCUUGCAUUCUUGCAGCAGAUUAAAAAAUCUACUGAUCUGUAUCUUUUGACCACACACAUGAUGAAAGAAUAAAGAAAUAAGUAAAUGUAUCAAAGAGCUUCUCAAUAUUAUGCUUACCUUUACAUUGAAGUCAUUACUAUUAGCUCUAAUAUUUAAUGAUGAAGUUACUUUAUAUUUUGUGAGAUAAAACGUUAAAAAACUAGUACUCACCAGCUCAUUAAAGUAUAUUAAAAUAAACCACGUCAGUAUCUAUUUGAUAUUUAUUGUUAAAACUUACGUUCUUAAAAAUUUACAAUGUAGGAGAUGUUUUGUAAUAGAAAAUAUAUCAAUAUAGGGUUAUUCAUCGCCGCCAUUUUUUUUUCUAAAAAUUGAACAAUGACGUAUAAUAUAUGGAUGCCUCAGAAGUCAAACGGUGUAAGUCACAUUCUCCCAAAAAAUGACUUAUGAGAUAUAACACUUAUUGUUAUAUAUAAUAAUAUUAUUAUUUCCUUGUUUGUAUUUAUGAAUAUGUUACCCAUAUUAUGACAAAUAAAGACAUUUUAUUUGUUUUUAAUAACUACUUAUACAUAUUUCUGCAACUAUUGUCAGAAACAUCUUAGUAUCUCAUUUUAAACACUUAUUGACUUACACCGAUUGACUUCUGAGGUAUCGAUAUAUAUACACAAUACGUCAUAUGUCAUCGAUCAUACGUCAUACAAUUGAUGUCAUACGCCAUUUAUUGAUCAAGUGUUCGAAAAAGAAAAUGGUGGCAAUGAAUUGCCCUAUAUUUGUUAAAACUAGUCCCAUGAAAUGGAAACAAGUUGGAUUUUUUGUAGGAACUUGGAGAAGUAAAACGUGAACGUAGACUUGUAUAUUUUUAGAAAACUUUAAAAGAAGCUUGGUAAAGCUACAACGCGGUUUAUUUAGGCAUAUUAUGAAGUAACCUUUUUUUUUGUAUUCUCCCUUUCCUGCGUAUUUCACAUUGAUAUACAUUGAAAUGAUGAUAAACUUACCGUGUUAAGGUCAGCUGCAAUUCAGGAGCUAGUUAACCUAGUCAAAACGAAGACGAAUAAAGUCAAAAUUUAAAUAAAAUAUCGAAUAAGCCAUUUACCGAAAGAUUAAAUAAUUGUUGAGAAUAUUCAACAAAUGUUUAGGGUAAGCUAGAAGAAAGCAAUGGAUAUAUUAUUAAUGAACAGAAAACCAAACAGCGGGAGCUAAAAUUUGAUUUAUACACAGAACAAAUCUAAAUAUAACGUAUACAACAAGCAGAAAAAACGAGUGGGACAUUAGAAACAUUUCAAGUCACGAAAUAUGCAGCAAUGAAAGGAAAAUGGAGAGACAACAAAAAGGCCAAUUCCUAAUAUCACGAUUGUUGUAUUAAAUUACCGAAAAAUAUAUUCUCUAUUCACUUAUUUUUCCUUCAUGAGCUACCGUGUUGACAAAAUCCUAAUGUAAAUUUUUAAGAGCGGCUAUCUUGUAGUAAAAAUGGCUUAGAUAGUUAGCUAAAUCCUUAUAAUUUUAAACAUUUUUAAAAGUUUUGUUGUGGGGCAAAAAUAUGAGAUAUUAAAUUUAAAGCGAACACACUUUUUAGUAUAAGAAUAGUUGAGCAGUUGUAUUUUUGGUUCAAAUUUAAUAUUCCCGCUUACCUAGGGGAGUGCCAAAUGAAGUGUCAUGGGAUAGGGCUUUAAAAGUGGAGUAUAUUGGUCUUUACCGAUGGAAAGAUAGUAGAAAGGUAAACCAAAGUUUUGGUAAUCCACUCUAUAUCAAAUAUAUACCAUUUCAUGGUGAAGUCAUUUGACAGCGGCUGAGGGGCAAACAUCUUGUAAACAAAGUACGUUUAGUGCAGAAAACCAUUGUUUAAUUUAAAAAUGUGAUUAAAAUACCAGCUUUUUGUUCAGUUGUAAAGUGUUCCAGUAAAGGAAAAAGACAUAAAGUGAGUUUUUUUAGAAUACCAGCCGCAUUUAAAGAUCGAGAUGUUUUAAAUGCACUGUCAACGGAACGACGGGAGUUGUGGGUCAAGAAUACUGAUUUUUGCAUCCCCUGUGAGGAUGUCAUAAUAUCCAAUAUUUGACAUUUUUGUAGUUUAAACCACAGAAUUUUUAUAAUAAAACCAGAAAAUAGCAAAAAUAGCACUGAAAACACAAUAUUUGCCCCCUCAGCGACGCUGUCAAAGACACGUGACCUGGAAUGGUCAAUUACGGAACCUACCCUCACCUAAACUACAAAAUAUACAUUAAUUAAGGUAUAGCUCGAAACGGAACCUUGUAAAAAUGAAAAAAUAGCAAUUUUUAUAGAAAAUUUACACAUAAACUUGUAACAUCUUUAUAUAAUUGGUCUCUCGUCAUUGAUGUCUGGAUUUGUCGUCUGUAGCUGGUCCUCCGAUUUGGUAAGUUUUGGCGAAGAUAUGUAUUGUUGUCAGAAACAACCAAGUCCUCAAAUUGAUCAGAAAUUUAUAUUAAAAAGUAUCAAAAAUUCGAAAUCCUGUCAAAAAAAGUGAUUAUCGAAAAAUCAAUUUGUUGCUAUUGACUACAACCAUCGAAUACAACCGACCAUUGGUCCUGGCUUUGGUCGACUUUCGCAAAGCAUUUGAUACUAUAGAAAUUGACAGCAUAAUGAGAGCGUUGGAGAAAAGUCGUAUAGAUUAUCGGUACUCCAAACUGAUAGCGAACAUGUACAAUAAUGCAAGCAUGACCGUCCGAAUACAUAAAGAUACCAAAUCUAUAAAAAUCAAAAGAGAAAUUGGUCAGGGAGACACGUUAUCUCCCAAACUCUACGGCAGUACUUGAACAUGCUUUCAAACAGUUGAAGUGGGACGCCAAAGGAAUAAAUGUCGACGGCGAAAGGCUCUCCCACCUACGAUUCGCAGACGACAUAGUUCUUAUAACAGACAACUUAAAAGAGAUUAAGCUUACUGAGUUAGAUGGCGCCUGUAAUAAAGUUGGUUUAAACACAAAUUUUGAAAAGACACAAUACAUGACAAACCUGGUACCAAGCGAAAAUCCAAAAGUCGACUUCAACGAAAUAGCAUUGGUCCAUAAAUAUAAAUACUUAAGGCAUGAAAUCCAAAUUGCCAGAGACAAUCCAACUGCCGAACUACAAAGAAGAAUCACGUUAGCAUGGGCCGCAUAUGGAGCUCUAUCAGACAUCUUCAAGAGCAACAUGCGAAAUUAUUUGAAAAAGAAGCCGUUCGACCAAUGUGUGCUUCCAGUCAUGACUUACGGCGCCGAAACACUAUCGUUAACCCAGGCUACAGCAACCAAACUUGGAGUGGCCCAAAGAAGAAUGGAACGUUCACUACUUGGACUGACUCUCAGAGACAGAGUUAGAAACGAGGAAAUCAGAAGAAGGACAGGCGUCCAUAUGUCAUAGAGCGAAUAGCACGGCUGAAGUGGAAUUGGGCCAUGUAGCCAGAAUGAAGGACGGGAGGUGGACCCAAAAAUUACAGUGUUAAAGACCACGAGCAGAUAAAGAAGUAGAGGUAGACCGCCUACGCGAUGGACGACGUCAAAAGGGUUGCUGAGAAUUGGUUGCAGGAGCAUAGAGGUAUAUAUUAACAUAGAGUGAACCUACCUUCCGCGCUUCGUGACGACAAGAUCUCUUGGACUGGUUUGCGGUAUCUCUUUCUAGCACAUUGUAUCGAGAAGCUAAGAUGACAUUAAGUGUGAGUGUAGGCACGGAAGGGGAUGACUACUGUCGCAACUUUACUAUGCGUAAGAGUGAAACAGCACUAGGCCAAAUAAAAAAGAUGGUGUCGUCACUUCGCACUGAAUGACACUCUGUCUAUGAUAAUAUAUAAGUCUAUGUGCAGGAGGCCAAGAGCGACAGAACUGGAAGAAAUUAGGGGAGGUCUAUGUUCAACUUUGGAUGCAGAAAGCUGGAUGAUGAUGAUGAUGAUGAGGAGUUAUUGACUUCCUAUAGAGGGUCAUGUUAAAAUGUAUAAAUGGUACUACCCUUUGGUUUACCGCUUUUAAUUUGCAACUCAGGUUUUUCCAUGGGGUAACUAGAACAUCCAAUAGACAAUAUAGGCUCCUCGUUUCAUAAACUUUCUUCUGACACCAAUUAUAGCACACCUUAGGGGCGGAAAUACUAAUCUAAUCAUUUUUUUAGUAGUAUGUAUUUGUUUAAACUUAAGAAAUAUUCACUUAAGCAAUAAUACAUGUUGAGUCGUUUAGGUAUUUUUGCCCAACAGAAGAGGCACAAAAGAUGUCGGUCGUCUUGAACGUUAUUCUUCAAUAUUAUUGAUGUUACUAGUUCACGUUUUUGGCAGAAGAGUUGAAUGUAGACAUAGUUUACGUGUCACAUUGUUUAAAAAAAUAUUGACGUUAAGAAAUAAUAAAAAUUUGUUGAUAAAGUCCGUUAAAAGUUUGUUCGUUUACAUUUGUGUAAAUAAGAUGCAUUGUAAGUAAGUGUAUAUAUACGAUAGUGUACUAGUAACAUUACAUUCGUCUUGAAAUGAAUUCUUGAUGAUUGUACGUGGUUAAUACCGCCAUUUGAAGCGUCCACACCAAAUUACUUAUUUCAAGUGGGGGUAAUAAUUUGUUUUUUCCCAUGUUUUGGCACAAAUCAUCGAUUAGUAUAUUUCUGAUGUAUAUUAAGUAUAUUUUCAUGAUUGAAUAAGAAUAAUACUAAGACUACCAUAUAAAAUAUGAGCUAAUAAAACAAUGUGUGACGAUGAACCUUACGAAUAUUCAAACGGAUCUUAAUUUUUUUUAAAUAUAAAAAAUUGAUAAUAAAUAAUAAAAGUUGAUAAUGAAAAGUGAUAUAAUAGUAUAUUAUGCAACGAACAUUUAAGAUGGUCAUUUAUGAAGCUAGUAUGAGGGAUACGAAACGAGCCGCCUAGCGGCGAGUUUCGUAUAGAGUACCAGCUUCAUAAUGAUAAUUAAAUGCAAGUUCUUUUACUUAUUUUAAAAAUGGGCCUUUCUCCAACAAAAAAUCGUCAUAUUCCAAACAAUACCUUCAUUGUAUAAACCUAAAAAAUGACAGUUUUAUGCCAGGACAUCUGUUACUGAUUACUGUUAAACAGUAAAGAGAAAAUCGCCUAUUUUUUAGAUUGGAUCACAUUAUAGGUUCUCUUAGUUUAUUCUGUGGAUAUGGUAUUAUUCUUAUAACAGUCCUAAAAAUAUUUCUCUGAUUAUGUUAGGUAUACCAUUAACCUUUAUAGAGAACCUUUAAACGUAUUUAAAAAAUUACAACAAUGCUAAAUAUUUUUCUCCACUUACCAUUAUUUCCAUUCCCCACCUUAACAAUAAACAAAAUUUACACGAAAUAAGCCCAUGAAACUGCAAGUGAAGUUGGGUUAUAUAUAGAAAAUUACUGAAAUCCAAUAUAAACACCUAGAAGAACAAGAGUGAUUCAGCAUUAGGACGUUUAUUACUGAUCAUUUCUCUCGUAUAAUUCAAGAUAUAGAUAGCUACUUUUCUGUUUAUGACUUCUCCACAUGCUAUCAAACCAAACAAUGUUUUGGCUCUGGACCAGAACGACUUGAAUACCUGGAGUACAAAUUAAUAAAAAUCAUGGAGAUAAAUAUAAGCAGUGAUUAUAAAUUAAAUGUAAAUUUUAUAAAUUAAAUUUAAAUUUUAUAAAUUAAAUUUAAAUUUUAUAAAUUAAAUUUAAAUUUUAUAAAUUAAAUUUAAAUUUUAUAACUUAAAUUUAAAUUGUAUAAAUAAUAUUGAAAUUUUAUAAAUAAAAUUUUAAUUUUAUAAAUUAAAUUUAAAUUUUAUAAGUUAUAUUGAAAUUUUAUAAAUUAAAUUUGACGUUUAUAAAUCUAAAUUAAAUUUUGUUAAUGAAAUUAAAAUUUUCUAAAUAUACUUAAAUUUGAAAAUGUUUAAAGGUUCACUACUACACGAUAGAAAUAUACCUUGUUUUGGUUGAACCCAGAAUAAUGAUUGAUUCAAGGCAGUGAAGAAGCGAACAAAUCAUUUCUGUUAUGGUAAUAUUAAUAAUAUAUUUACUGUGAUUAGUCAUAUCCAAAUUUAAGAUCACGCCUUGUGGUGUGACUUUCUUCCAUUGUGAGUUAAGGGGUUAUUUGGAAGUUAGUACUUGUGUCAAUGUUCGAUCAAGUGGUUUUCAUUGUACUUAAGUACAAUGUUAUGAAAUUAAAAUGUAUUUACAACGCUUUAGUGUAUCUUUUUAUACUUUUGGUCUACGUGAGCUUAAAUCAUGAAGUUUUGGCGGAAAUAUUGUAAAAUAAGAUCAAAAAUCUGACAGGAGACACAAUGGUUUACUUGAGACGAAUCUGCAUCUCUCUAUAGGUACUAAGUUCAUUUCCAAGAUAAGCUUAGACGCCUGAUCGGUGGGUGUGAGGUAUCAUCACAUGUAUGUAUGUAUGUAUACAUACAUACAUACUUGUCGUAGUUUUCUAGUGUUGCUUUUGAAAACAUUUUUGGAGUAUAUAGUAAAUAGAAUAGGUGACAUUGUGUAACCUUGCCAUCCAACUCUAUAUUUAAAUUGCAUUUGUAAGUUCCUUUUUCAUGGUUUGUAUAAAUAAAGAAUUGUUUGAACGAUUUGUCGGACAUUGCUACGACUAGUAACUUCCUUUUUUUAUUUUAUGUACAGUGUUUAGAGCCUUGACUAUAAAAUAGUAUUGAUAAGAGUCAGGUGAUAUUAAAUUACUUAAGAAAAUGGAGGCUGUUUGCAUCUCAAAAUAUACUAAAGUAAAAUAGAUAUAAAUAAUGAAAUAAAUUCACAUUUUAGUAGACAUUAGAAAUGCUUGUACUUAGGUUUAGUGUCAUCAAAUGACUACAAUAUGGUAUUAUAUAUUUAUGUUCUAAUAACUUGUGCAUUAUUAUAGUGAUAACAGUAGUUGUUUGAGAUUAUAAUAAUAAAAUAUAUUACUGAUAAAA